Baudoinia panamericana UAMH 10762 is the source of this 1200-nucleotide messenger RNA. RefSeq lists its product as uncharacterized. Gene Ontology annotation, cellular component: mediator complex. The annotation marks the transcript as partial. The transcript has 2 exons. The record is from RefSeq and is a predicted model, not a curated record. NCBI's taxonomy places the organism in Eukaryota, Fungi, Ascomycota, Dothideomycetes, Mycosphaerellales, Teratosphaeriaceae. Gene Ontology annotation, molecular function: transcription coregulator activity. Gene Ontology annotation, biological process: regulation of transcription by RNA polymerase II.
AUGUCCUCAACAGACGACGAGCGCUCCCCGAAGCGUCAGCGUCGCUCCUUCAGUCCACCCUCGCCCAUUCCAGCGGACGACACCAAGGCCGCCUUUGUCCAACCACCUCAGACACCACCUGCGAGCGUGCACAUGUCUCCGUCCUGGCAAUCCUCCUUAUCCCAGCAAGUGGGUGGCGGGAGCUUUCCCACUCCGCCCAGUACGGCCGGCUUUCAGAGCCAGCAGAGAGUGGGUGGUAGUGAGAGUGGUGAGCCGACGCCGGUGCCGGAGGAGGAGCAAGUGAGGGAGGCGUAUGGCGUCGCAGAUACGCCUGACAAGCAGGAUGAAUUACAGCGGGAGCCCCAUCUGGGCAAGCGGAAGCGAGAAGCAGAUGAUGACGAUGAGGAGAACACGGCGGGCGCAAAGCACAGAAGGACCGAUCACGAGCGGCAAGACGACACUAAUGGCGGCGAUGGAGCGGAGUCCCUACAACCUCCACCACCACCUCCGCCACGGCUAUUCAAGCUCUCUGCCAAACCCAUCGCACCCACCCGUCCCCUCCCAAGCGAGAACAUCCUAUCCCUCUACUCCCUCACCGUCGUCCAAGCCUCCGUCGCCCGCAAAGACGCCGCCGGCAACAAGAUCAACAAACUUCGCAAAUCCUACGAGAACAAGGUUAAGGCUCUUGGUCUCAUGGGACGGACGAAGCCGCAGGAAGGCAAGAAUGAGUUACUCGGCCUGCUGGAUCCGGGAUGGGAUAUGGAUAUCGGGCAGGGGAGGACGAUGUUCGAGGCGCAUGCGGCGGAGUGUUUACUCGGGGAUCGAGCGAGCGAGCAGGAUUUGACGAGUAAGCUUAACGUGGCGUUGAGGCUUGCGCCGGGCCAUAUGCCGAGGACGGAGCACGAGAAGUGGAAGAACCUGCUUGCAUUGGACGAGCCGAGAGUAGGGACGCCGGUGCAGGCUGCGACGAAGCCGGUCGGUCUUCAAAUGAACCCGGCAUUGGCGAAGACGGCGCCGGGACAGCCGGGCCCGCAGUUCGCCGUGCCCAGGUCGCCCUUGGCCGUGAAUGGUGUCGCGAGACCGGAGCGGUCGGGCAAGAAGCGAAGGUACGAUGAGAGUAGUUAUGCGGGGUAUCAUGAAGGGUACGAGGAUGAUGGGUAUAGUACUGGUGGCGGGGAUGAGACGGGGGCUAGACGGGGGAGUGCGUCGAAGAGAUUGAGG